This is a messenger RNA of Mercenaria mercenaria, 6510 nucleotides long. Its product is annotated as NACHT domain- and WD repeat-containing protein 1-like. Lineage: Eukaryota; Metazoa; Mollusca; Bivalvia; Venerida; Veneridae. The transcript has 22 exons. Gene Ontology annotation, molecular function: actin binding. The record is from RefSeq and is a predicted model, not a curated record. The coding region runs from base 145 to 5682 and encodes 1845 amino acids.
UACAGAAUGCUGUAUUUUUAGAAUGAUGAUGAAAGUCUGUACGGAGCUUGAUAAUGAAACUGAUAAUAGUGUGUAAUGGCUGAAAUAGCGUGUAACAGCUGAAAUAGUGUGUAACGAAAGAAAUAUCCGUAUAACAGCUACAGGAUGUCUCGGAAGAAUGACGAUCUUGUUUCUAACAGACCAGUGGGUAGCGAUACCAUGGAGGCAGUGCUGUCCGGAUCUUUUUGCAACUUGCCAGAUAAAGAAUCUUCAGUGGUGCGAAUAUUUCUCAGCUCAACAUUUACUGAUAUGCAGGCUGAGAGAAACUGGUUAAUGAAGAAUGCUUUUCCACAACUGAGACAGUUUUGCCAACAAAGAGGUCUUGACUUUCAAAUAGCUGAUAUGCGUUGGGGUGUGCGUGAAGAUGCGACUGAUGAUCACAAAACAACAGAACUAUGUCUACACGAAAUAAAAAAUUGCCAGAAGCUAUCAAGGGGACCAAACUUUGUGGCAUUUCUUGGUGACAAGUAUGGAUUUAGACCUAUACCAUCAGAAAUAGAAGUUUCAGAGUUCAAACUGCUGAAAAAUACAGCCAUAAAAUUGGGUCAUGAUAUUUCCCUGCUGCUUACCUGGUAUCUGUGUGAUUUUAAUCGGGAACCAACCAUGUACACACUACAGCCAAUCAGCUCACAGUAUCCACAGUAUUUUGAUAUGACGCCAGCAAAUGCUGGUUCCCGACAGCAGGCACAGAGAGAGUGGUGGGGUGUAGUGGAAAAAUUAACAACACUGCUGAGAGAAUCAGCUGAUUAUCUCUGUAAGGAGGGUAAGAUGUCAGAGGAGGAUAAACACAAAUAUUAUCAGUCUGUGACAGAAAAUGAGGUGAAUGCUGGAAUAUUGUCAGCAGAUGACAUUACUGACAAGGUGCUUUGUUUUGAAAGAACACUUAUUGACAUCAACUUACAAGACACUCUGGCAGGAAGGUUCACAGACAUGAUAGAGGGUGCCAGAGAUACAGAGACAGACAAGUUAAGAGAAAAUCUACGCAUGAUGAAAAUUCCGACCAAAAUGACGUCUGCUGGUUUAUUCAAAUAUAACUUACAGUGGGAUAAAAUUGGUGUCAACAUCUUCAAGAAUCAAGAACAUAUCAGUUACAUCAAGCAGUUUGGUAGUGACUUCAUAAGAAGCAUACAGAAAAUGAUAACAGCUGCUUCUUGUGACGAAACUUCAUCUGGCUACAGAUCUCCAUUAUUUGAUGAAGUUCUACAUCAUCUUCAUUUCUGCCAGACCAAAUGCAAGUCUUUUUGUGGCAGAGAAAAUAUGCUGGCAGAAAUUCAAAUGAAACUUAAAACUUUACACAAAGUUGAUAAUGGGAAAAAUGAAAAUGAAACAGAAGAGAUUGCAAAUAAAGCUGAUGCUGAGGAAGUUAUUAGAGAAAAUCAGAAGGCUGCAUCAGAGAAAAGGAAACAGAUGCAAGCAAGAUUAAAGAAGCUCGGUUUAACAUUAACCAUUGGUGAUGAGUUUAACGACUUGGAAUCUGAUCCAAAUUUCAACCUGCAGGACAGGUUGACCAGGCUGCCGGAAAUUAUGGAAUACACCAAGCCUUUGAUAGUGUAUGGGAAGUCAGGUUGUGGAAAAACAGCUCUUAUGGCAAAAGCAGCCGAAAUGUCAAAAAUUUGGUUUCCUAAUUCGGUUUUGAUGAUACGUUUUCUUGGAACAUCGACUAUGUCAACCACAAUAAGAGAGGUUUUAGUAAGUCUUUGCUUACAGGUUAGUGAAGUGUACAAGAUACAGAAAGAAACCGGGAUAGACAUUGAAACAGAUUACCUGUUUCUCGUCCAAUACUUUGCCACGCUUUUGUGGAAAAUUGACACCAGGGAAAAAAAUCUUGUGAUCAUUUUGGAUUCUGUAGACCAGCUGAGUCAAGCAGACCAUGCUCACAUGUUUAACUGGCUACCUCACAAGCUGCCACCUGGUGUUUACAUGAUGAUUUCGGUCGUUAGCGACAGACUCGAUUGUCUCAAUAAUGUCCGUCUGCUGUUUUCCGAUGUUGGUCAGUAUGUGGAAAUUGAUCAGCUUGAAACUGAAGCAGCAACAGAAAUUAUUAAUGCUCUUUGUAAAAAUAUGCAGCGCCAUAUAUCAAAGAAACAGAAAAAUCUUAUUUUGGAUCAUUUCUCAAAGAAUAGCCAGCCCCUGUAUCUGAAAUUGUUGGUAGAUAUGUCAUUUUCCUGGAAAUCCUACUCACAAGUUGAUGAAAGUGCUCUAGGUAUUACAGUGAAGGAGGCAAUUAACCAUCUGUUUGACAACCUUGAAAAGAAUCAUGGUGAAGAGAUUGUGAAAAAAAGCAUCGGUUAUCUGUGUGCAGCAAAGGAAGGGUUGACUGAGGCAGAAAUGGAAGAUCUUCUCUCCUUGGAUGAUGAGGUGCUGCAAGAUACAUACAUCUACCAUUUACCCCCUGAUCCUGAAGUCAUCCGUCUUCCACCGUUGCUAUGGAAACGUGUAGAGUACGACAUCAGUGAGUAUGUUGUUGAGCGUCAAUCGGGUGGAAAAAAGGUGGUCACAUGGUAUCAUCGGCAGUUUUACGAGGCAACCUCUGAGAGAUAUUUAACAGAAGGUGUGAGGAAACAGUUUCAUCAAGUGAUUGCAGAAUACUUCCAGGGUAUUUGGAGUGAUAGUUGUAAACCACUGCAGCUGACAAAGGGAAAGAAGGGCAGUUACCCAGCCGCUAUGAGACAGGUUCCAGCUCAGCCAAUCAAAUUUGGCCCGAACAUGUACAACACUCGUAAACUCAGUGAGUUGCCGUACCAACUUAUACACAGUGAUCAGUUGCAGAGAGCACUGGCAGACCUUUUCAGCAAUCCUGAUUGGCUGUUUGCCAAAUGUUGUACUAUGACCUUGACCUCCCUCAUGGAAGAUUUGAGACUAGCAGAAAGGAAAUGUGUAGAAAAUAUAGACAGGAAAAGAGCGGAAUUGUUGGCAGUUCAGAAAGAAGGGAAGAAAGUGGAGCCCAUUAAUGCUGCAAGGUUAAAAAUUGAUGAAGAGGUGUUCCAAGCGAUAAAAUUUGUUACAAGGAUGGUCCUAUUAGCUGCUGAUAACACACGAAAGGAUCCAGUCAACUUGCCACUUAUGCUGUUGUCUCAGUUGGGACCUAACUACAGAGGGAGUGUUUAUAUUGAGAAACUCGUGCAACGAUGUGAAAAAUGGUGCGAGGACUCCGAUAUCCCAUUACUCGUGCCAGCCAGGGAGUGUAUGGCCAGGCCUGAAGGAAAUCUGCUCUACACAUUAAAUGUUGAUGUUGCUAUAGAGAAGAGAGAUAAGCAGAGCAGUAGGACAUACCUAUGCGAGGACACAAUGCAGUUGUAUGUAGUGCGUCAGCAGAGCGCUCGGCACGACCAGAUUUGCAUUCUGGAUCUACAUGACCAUGGAUCAUGUAUUACGAAAGAGGAUGUUGGUGUAUAUGUUAGAAGCAUUAAAUUUGUUGGUGAUAACAGAUAUAUGCUGCUAGAUGUCUACACGAAAAACGAUCAGUAUGAUCCAGAGUCAGAGGAAAGAUUGUAUGAAUCUUCUACUUCCUCACCUGUUACCUUUGACCCGAAACCAAACCAUAUAGCAGUCUCUUCUACUGGCAGGAUCAUUGCAUGUUCGACAGGAAAUGUGGUAAUGCUGUACAAGAAAGAUAAGCAUUCCAGACCUCAGUCAUUUUUCAAAGCUAAGGUACAUGAGCAUGAUGUGACUGCCCUUAUUAUCUCCCCAGAUGAAACUCUUCUGGUUACCACAGAUAUGGAGAAAACUAUUUUUGAGAAAAAAUUUGUCACCAUAUCUGUGGUAAAAAAACAAAAAUACACUAGAACAACUUGUGUGUAUGAUUUAAAAGCUAAGAAGAAAAUACAUGACAUUGCUACAACGAUAGAUGUAAAUAGAUGGAGUUUGGUCAGUCGAAAAAAUCUUCUGGUUACAAGAAUGUCAGGUCACAAAAAUAAAGGGACCAUAAUUGUCUGUGACCUAGCAGAUGGGAAAGUCAUACAGGAAGUGGUCGUGAAUGAAACAUACAAGUUAGAAAAGUUGCAGUUUCAUUCAUCAGAAGAGUUUGUUUUUAUAUACUACCAAGACAGAAUCAGUAAUGGAAUCAACAGUCAAUAUGCAGAGCUUGUUAAUAUCAGUUCCGGUAAAAGGUUCGGCAAAUGUCCAGAAGAGUUCAAAGGACCAUACUCGGGUGGACAGGUUUUUGGAUCAGACAGUUUGUACUACACUAUUUGCCACUGGAAUAGCAGUGAAGUUUCUGUCCUUUUUGCAGGUCAAGUGAGCAACCCUCUUGAUGAAGCUGUUGUUAUACACGUUUUGACUGGUCACAAUCGGCCUGUCACAGAGUUUGUUGUUCCCACCAGUUUGGACAUGCUACUUACGGUCUCACUGGAUAAUACAAUCAAGGUAUGGGACUUAAAGACCAUAUUAGGACAUUUUCACUCGGAGUUGUCUGCGAUAGAGCUGCAGAUGGCAAAGAACAACUCGCCUAUAUAUGGUCAGAGCCAUGUUGGUGAUGAUCAGCAAACAUUUAACCUCUCGGAUAUAGUGACACAUUUUAAACCUGCAGAUACUGGAGCCCGACUAGAGACUACAAGGCUCGCAUUUAACAGGUUUUGUGACAGCGUGUAUGUUGGUACUGAUAAUGGCAAGCUGCAACUGUACGAUGUCGACACAGCCGAGCUCAAGAUUACCUCAGAUCUUGAUGUAGGUUGUGUUCAGUUGAUACAGCUCUCCAAAAAUGGUAGAUACAUGUUGGUGGCCGGAAGCAAGAAGAAAAUACAUAUAGAGGACCUGUUGUCUCAAAAUCAGUCGGUUUUAGAGGCAAGAGGGGGAAUAUCGUGCAUGGCAGAGAGUAAUAAUAUACUUGUAGCAGGAUCAGCGGGUAUGGCGGCAAAAGGACGUGUUUGGAAUAUAGAAACAGGGGAGGUUAUGAAUGACUUUAAUUUGAUGUAUUCUUUCUACUGUGUGGCUAUAAACAGCAAGGGAACACAGAUUGUUUCAAGUUUGUCUGAUUUUCCGCUCGUUGUUGACUUAGUCGACCCAGGAAACAUUCCUGCAGUAGAAUAUGAAAAAAUGGAUAGAAUGAUGAGUGUAGCUAGAUGCUGCGAAAUAAGCCCAAAUGAUAAAUUUGCAGCAAUGGGUUCGAGCAAUGGAGCUGUUCAUGUGAUCACCAUGAAAGGAAACUGUGUUUUUCGACUUCAACAAAAGUCAGCAGCUGUCGCACUGGUUUUUUCACCAGAUAAUACAACUGUUUUGUCGGCUGGUUACCGAUCCAUGUAUGUCUGGUCCUUGAAGGAUGGUUCCUGCAAGUUCAAGCUGACGAGGCACAUGGAUUUCGUUAACAGCAUAAAGUUUGAUGUGUCAGGAAAAUUUAUCCUAACUGUUUCCAGGGAUAAACAACUAGUGUUAUGGGACUUUGAGAGAGUCGUGUCGAUUGCAACAUUCCCGACAAAUUGCCAGAUUAAUGCCGUAGAUAUGUCCCCGAAAAUCGGAACAGUCGCAUAUGUCCCAGAGGGUAUUUCAAACGUCGCCAUUUUAAAACCGAACCAAUCACUGCGCAAUGUAAUGGCAGGAAAUACAAAAGCAGUGACCUUGACCCCACAGGCACAAGCAGUUGUUUUGGCUUUUAGCGGUCAAAAUGUCAAGCAAGAGUCUAACAGUCGGUCUUGUUCUCUCAUGUAAACUUAAAAGACCACGUCUCCAGGUUCAUAAUAUUUUUUUUUGCAAAAUAUAAAAAUUGCUUUCAAUAGUUGUAAUAGUACAUUUUAGAAAAGGUAACGAUUCAGUGAGUUCAAGGCAUUAAUCUGAAACAGAAGGGUUGUAAAAUAUGUAGAAAAGUACCCAAAAAGAGUUAUGCAAUGUAUAAUUUAUUAUAUAAAUAGGAGUGUGAUGUAAAGUACUGGAUAGAAGUUUGUUUCAUACUAAAAAAUUAUCAACCUGAAUAGUGUUGAUAAUGAUGUCUGAUAUUUAAGAGAUGUUACUUCCUGUUUUUGAGUAUUUUGAAAUUUUUAUGUUCACCUGGAGGUAUUCCUUUUGAAUACAGUUGAACCUGUGAUAAAGACGACCUCAGAAAAAGGUCGCGCCUAUAAAACCACAUAAAAGCCACUAUAUUUUUUCUUUCUGUUUAACCAUUAACAGUGUAACAUUACCUGUACUGGAGAGACCACCUGUCAAGAAAGUCUGUUCCAUUCCUCAAGGGCGGUCUUUACAUACAGGUUUGACUGUAUAGCUACCGAUAUAAAACAGCAAAGUUUGGGAGACAAUAUUAUUAUGUUUGCAGCUGAUAUGUUAACACACACGUAUAUACAUUUUUACAUAACUGAUUUUAUAUAUGCUUUACAUUUUUACAUUGAUGUUUUUAGAUAUGUUUUACAUUAUUCAUAGUGUUCUAUACAUUAUUACAUAGAUGUUUUUUGUUACGCUUUACUUUUUUACAUCAAUGUUUAUGCUUUACAGUUGGCGUUUGCAGUAUGACUUCUUGGCAAUAUAUGACUAUUUUGUGUCAAUUCG